CCCAUGUGCCAGCCAAGCCAUGCUUCACCGAUCUGAACAAGUAGUAAUCAAGAGCUGUCAUGUCUGAUGAGCACGCUGGAUUCGCCAGAAUUUUCCAUUCGAACUGCAUUAGUGUAUCCUGGGCAACUUUUGCAACAAGUACCCAAAAAAUGGCAUUUUCAGUCAAUUCAAGUCACCACUUUCAAAUGGUCGGAACCAAAACCGACAUUUUGGCAUAGAAUGAAGCAGCAUCACCGUAAGCUUCUGAAGGUGUUUGGUGGGCUUCGGCAACAGAUUUCUUCAGAUAAAAAAAAAAGAACCGAUUUGAAUUUGGAAGAGGAAGAAUUUUGAGCGUCGGCACACGCUGAAUAAAUGAAUAAUAUUGAAAGAAAAUUGAUUAAUAUAUGUGGAAGAACAUGGAAACUAUCGAAUUGAACCGUUAUGUACGCUGGUAAUUACCAUUUCUGUACUAUUUUUACCUGCAGAAGUCGCUUAUCAAAAUUAACACAGCUUCCUAAUAUAUCCCGUAUGCACGCUGCAAAUAAAUUAGUUCACGUGGUUAGUUUUCACAUGCACGGUUCAGAUGAUAAGGUGCACCGCUUUCAUUUAAUUAGCUCUCCUGUUUUUUUCUAGUCGCUAGUAAAGCGGAAAUGUUUUCCAUGAUUAUUAAAACUAAUGAUAGCAUAAAUAAAACUGUAAACAAUUUUGCGUGCGUUUAUGCCAUGUUUUUAUACCCACCACAGAAAGAUGGAGAUAUAUUCAUUGCUUUAGCACGUUUACAGCACUUAGAAGACAAUAUUCAACGAUCUCAUAAAGCACAUUUAUUUUUAAGCAACAUCAAAUUCUGAACCGAUCUAGAUACGUCCGCCCGUUCUUCUGUUCGUCCGUGCAAUAUCUACUGUAACCAAAACGCUCAUCACAAAAAUUAAGACAUUAGCUACAAAUUUGAGAAGAUUAUUGCAAUUUCUUGCCCGCAGGUUUUCAAAAUGAGCUAAAUCGGUCAAAGGCCAUGUCUAUAAUUAAAUAUGAGUAAAAGAAUUUGGUUAUUUACGCGUAACUUAUAAAGCAUAGCAAGUAAGACGGUAAAAACGUCCACGUAUAUUCUAUUAAUGAUCCAUCAGUACAUGACUUGGUUGUGCUUGCCUACAAUAAGACCCGCGUACUGGACAUUGUUACAGAUUUAUUCAGAUUUCGUGUGCUUUGCAUUUACAACAUUUUGCCAAAUGGAAAUUCUUUUUCAACUACGUUUAACUUAAGUGUAUUCUGAAUUACAUUUGUUAUAUUGUUUAAACCUUUUAACCAAUUAACAUUUUGCUUUUUCGCUGAUGCUGCAGUGUAUUUUAUGGUGGAUUGCAGCCUACUAUAGUGCCCCUUUAAUUGUGUUAAAAAAAAAUGUAUAUUUAAAAUAUUUAUAUAAAUUCGAAACAAACCAAACGGCAAAAUGAUUAAGUGACUAAAAUCAAUUAAAUAUACCUAUGAAGAUCACAGGUAAACUCUUUGACUGAAGUUAGUCUGCAAAUAACUAAUCGUCCAACGCAAUUGUAAGUUCUUAACGCGUAUAAAUCUGAGCAGAGAAAGUUGGAGUGUGAAGGCAGCUUCAAUAAUUUUCCUCCAUAGGUACACAUAAGUCAAAGAACACGUGGCCUAAUAUUGAUUACAUAUCUAAUUAGUCAAAGCAAUUGCGUAAAAUUGUUUAAAACAAGUGCGGUUUCGCUUUAUAGUGAUACUAAAAUUGAAUGUUUUUAACGUUUACAUCUGAUAUUUCUUGGUUUGUUAUGUUUAAGCUGUGCAGUCUUGCUAUGUUAAUUGUCUAGAAAUUACUUCUCAUUCUCUCUUCUUCCAUAAUAGCCAGAGACCUUACUAUAUUAAAGACAAAUUAAUAUUGUUCUGCAUGUACGUGAGAACAAUCGCGACCCCAAUUAGGGAAAUAGUCAAAAACCAUUACGAUUAAGUCUCUCAAUAAAAAUAUUCCAACAGUUUUCAAGCAAAAAAAAAAGAAAGAAAAACAAUGAAAUGUAAUCAACUUCCUAAAAAUCUCUACAGGUUUGCUUUUCAUAAAAUAAUGGCGCGUGCACAACAAACAAUAAUAUACGUUAAAAUUAACUUGAAACUAUAAUAUAAAUAUAAACCUCACGUGAAAUUCAAUUAACUUAUGUCCAGUUGGAAUAGUUAAUUGGCAGACUUCAAACGACAACUCCAGUGAACGCUGUUCAAAGUAUGAGACCACAAACGCAAUAUUGGUUUUGUAAUGCUUUAUCAUUCACUAUAAUGAUUGUUGAUGUUCAUAGCCGAGCACAGGAUUUUACGGAAAACAUUGGUCUGGGUGCCAUGAAUAUGGCCGGUAAUAUGAUCGAUAUUAUGUCAAAUGGUGGUGCGUUACGUAGGGAAAAUGAUGUGGAAUUACCAUUUGCUAAAAUGCAUUCGAAAACUGAGAUGGGAAUAGGUCAAGCAAUACAUUCGCCAGCAUUAGAUAGCUCAGAAGAAUACAGUAGACGCAAGCGAUCACAUCUUACGUUCAGUGAAAUAUCGCGGCAAAUUUCGCAUGUAUAUCGUAAUAAACGCUCUCCUUGCCACACCACGAUAGGUGGCGGUGGUGCCGGGGGCACAGAUUUUACCGAUGUUGUAGAGAGACGUCGUCGAAAAAUCAACAAUUCUGGAAGCAAAAAAAUUUCGCGUAGAACUAAAAAGAAAUAUUUAAUUCGUAGUGGUGCUGAAGACGUAACAGAUGGCACAAACGUGGAAGAAGUAAGACGUCACCGUCGUAAACGUCAAACCGAGAUUGAGGAUUUAAAUGCAAAUGCGAAACAAGCCGAGAAAGAUAUAUCUGAAAUAGCCAAUCAAUAUGCCGAAAAAGUAAAAAAUUCGUGGAAUAGUUUUGUGGAUAAAGUCGGUGAAAUGGCAAAAGCUAUAAGAGAAGCAUUUGUCUCAGAUUGAGCGGUGGCAAUCAGCCAUCCUUCAAAUUUUUUUACAGUUUUAAUGAACGUUUAAUGUGUACUUGUAUGUAGAGAAACAGUUAAUAAAUAUUGAUUUUAAUGAUCACAAGUAUUUCACGACUCAUUUGGGAAGAGAAGCAUGCAUAUAUUGCACAAUUAAUCGUUUUAUAAAAACAAGUUUACUUACUUAUAGUAUCGUCAUCUCCUUAGAUCUCAUUCUAUGCUCAAAAUACAUCCUAGUCUUAAAAAUCAUCCGUACAGAGAACACUACGUAAGGGUAGGUUUAACGUUAUACUUUGCCGUAAUCUACUUUUGUAUUUAUAUUUAAAAAAAGACAAAACAAAGUUUACACCGAUUGAAUCGUUCAAAAAUUUUAUAUUAUUCAUAAGUGACACACAAUGAACAAACAUUGGACAAGGAAUUUGUAAAAAUAUUCUGCGACAAAAACGUUUAGAAAAUCGUUUGUAAAAAAUUUUUAGUGAAUUUUGUUGUAAAAUGUAUAAUACGAAAAUGGCAUCCACACCUGCAGCAAUUAGCAGUGCAAUUCCCAAGUAUUGUUACGCCGUGGUGCGUUUCAUCAAUUAUAAGAAUUUUGAAAAGAAAAAUUAAGA
This is a messenger RNA of Glossina fuscipes, 3523 nucleotides long. RefSeq lists its product as uncharacterized. The record is from RefSeq and is a predicted model, not a curated record. The transcript is spliced from 2 exons. The coding region runs from base 2197 to 2913 and encodes 238 amino acids. NCBI's taxonomy places the organism in Eukaryota, Metazoa, Arthropoda, Insecta, Diptera, Glossinidae.